This is a messenger RNA of Wasmannia auropunctata (little fire ant), 487 nucleotides long. RefSeq lists its product as uncharacterized. The record is from RefSeq and is a predicted model, not a curated record. The coding region runs from base 165 to 479 and encodes 104 amino acids. The transcript has 2 exons. NCBI's taxonomy places the organism in Eukaryota, Metazoa, Arthropoda, Insecta, Hymenoptera, Formicidae.
CGGUAGUGCAAGUUUUAUGCACAAAAUGUAAUUUUGCUACACCGUUUCAAAGGGACGGUGUGGAGCCAGUGUAAUUAUAAACAUGGAUGUCAACCGGGAAGAUUUUAGCACAAUAAUGAAAUUUAUCGAUAUAUUAUUUUCAUCAAGUGAAGAAGCAGAAGACGAUGAAGAAUUGUUACAGCUCGCAAUUCUGCGUAACAAAAAACAAAAUCCCGAAAUUAAAAAAUUUUAUUACUGUUGUUCGGGAAUAUUCAAAUAAUGAGUUUCGAAAACACUUCCAAUUGAACAAGGAUACAGCUUAUAAAUUAAUCGAGAACUAUGAGCAAUUAUCUUAUGCACUAUCAAAUAUAAAUGGAGGAAUUAAGAGAAGAUCUCCCGAAGAAGACAUGCUGGUAUUCUUGUGGUUUGUUAGUAAUAAGGAAUCAUUGCGGUGUGUUGCAACGCUUUUUGGAGUCUCCAUUAGAACAGUUUUUCAUUGAUGUAACAG